CCCUCCCUGCCAGGAUCCUCUUCUCUGAGGGCAUAUCCUCUCAUCUCCGUCAUCACCAGGCAGCCCUCUGUGGUCCCUCAACUCAUCCCAGCAGCCACCAGCUCCCAUGUGCUGCCAGCCCAGCCCACCUCACGGACUGCAAGCCCAGAGACGCCUGCCAGCGAGACCCCUGCCAGCAGCGAGUCAGAGGCAGAGCAGCCCGUGCCUCGGUUAAAAAAACCACGCCGGAGUAGGACCAUCUUCACGGAGCUCCAGCUGAUGGGCUUGGAGAAGAAAUUCCAGAAGCAGAAGUAUCUGUCUACACCUGACAGGCUUGACUUAGCCCAGUCGUUGGGGCUGACUCAGCUCCAGGUGAAGACAUGGUACCAGAACCGUAGGAUGAAGUGGAAGAAAAUGGUACUGAAAGGUGGGCAGGAGGCGCCAACGAAGCCCAAAGGCCGUCCAAAGAAAAACUCCAUCCCCACCUCGGAGGAAAUUGAAGCGGAAGAGAAGAUGAACAGCCAGGCGCAGAGUCAGGAACCGGAGGGAUCUCAAGCUCCCGAGGAGCCUAAAUUGACAGAGGAGAAGCCAGAAGUCUCUUUGGAGACAGAGAAGUCUCCGGAACAUAUACCAGAGCCCUCCUCAGAGGAGACUAUGCCAUUAAGUUAAAAGGGAAAGCAGGGAGGGAAAGGG
Messenger RNA from Opisthocomus hoazin, 672 nucleotides. Lineage: Eukaryota; Metazoa; Chordata; Aves; Opisthocomiformes; Opisthocomidae. The record is from RefSeq and is a predicted model, not a curated record.